Molecule: messenger RNA, 2709 nt
Organism: Saprolegnia parasitica CBS 223.65
Lineage: Eukaryota; Oomycota; Saprolegniomycetes; Saprolegniales; Saprolegniaceae
Exons: 1
Coding region: 1-2709 (902 amino acids)
Source: RefSeq, a predicted model, not a curated record
AUGCAGGACGUCGACGCGGGCACCGAGCCGUACGCGGCCGCGCACCGCCUCCUCGUGGGGGGCACGAGCUUCACGCACUACGUCUGUCAGGGGCCGCUCGACCCCGUAGACGUCCCGAGCCUGCGCGUCGCCGGCUUCGACGCGGCGUUGCACCGCCACAGCGACAGCGCUCCCAUCGCCUCGAUGCUGCAGGGUUACUCGUCGGGCGUCGUUCCUGCCCACGAUCUGCAGCUGGGCCACGGUGGGCAAAUCCCGCAAGAGCGGCGGGACCGACUUCCGGCAACGAUUGAAGUGGUCUUGAACACCAAGUUUUAUGCGUACGAUCUCGCGCCCGUGCUCUCGCACCUCGCUGUCGGCAGCGCCUCGUCGAUGCCGCUUUUGACGCCGGCAGUGCGGACGAUGAAGAGUUUUGGGACGCUGCUCGUCCUCUUGCCGACGUUCUCUGAUGGCGGCCUCGUGACGGUCACGUACAAGACGUAUUCGACGCCGCUGGUGACGAGCUCAACCAGCGCCACGUUCGCGGUCGUGCACCGCAGCGCUUCGGUGUCGAUGGCGCCCGUCACGGCCGGGCACGUCGUUGUCGCUGUCUUUGAUCUCGUUGGUCAGAAACCGCCGCAGAUGGGGCCUCCUCUCUCGCCCGCGUUUGAGGCCGCAGUCGCGGCCUUGAUCGACGUGGCGUCGGCACCUCCGGUCGCCCACAACAUGAUUGGCUUUGCGGUUCGGCGCGGCCUUCGUUUUGAGGGGUUCAGUCACUGUAAUCCUCAGGAUGCGGCGUUCCUGGCGGCGCUCCUUGAGUCCAAGGCCUUUGACGUUGCCGGUGUGCUCGUGCAGCCGCGCCUCGGCAACGCGGACGCGCCUCAUGAGAUUCAUUCUGGGACGAUGCACCCGGCGCUGGGGCUUAAACCCAACGUGAUGGCGGGCUGUGUGGGCCAGGAGGUGCCGGCCUUCCUCGGCAACGUCGAGGCUGAUUUGCUGCGCGACUCGGAGGCGAAGAUGUGCUUUGUCUUUUGGCCAACGGCUCGUCGAUCGUGCGUUCUCGUCUUCGAAGGAAGCGCCACCUUUCUCGGGGUCAUCGCCGACGCGGGUCUUCGCCGUCGCUGCCUCGAGCACUUGCUUGAUGAUGCGGACGGCCUUGUGUCUUCGGUCAUCUGCAACGAAUAUAUGAGCGAUGAGAUCUGCUUCUCUGUCGGCGUUGGUCGACACGUGAACGACAUUGGCGACAUUGAUCUCGUCAAGCGCUUCUGGGCCCUGCGCGCGACCGUGGUUUGCGAAGAUCACCUUCAUCUCUUUGCGCCGACGGUCCAUCGCGCGCUCGAGCUCUUUGGCGUCGACGCCCUCAUGCCGGCGCUCGAAGCGCUUCUCUCAAGCUGGCAAACGACGUGGGCCGGCUUCGCGAGCGGCGUCCGCCUUGUCGCGAGCCUCGUCGGCGUCUCGAACGAGGCCGUCUGCUUGCGCCUCCCGCUCUCGGCUCCGCAUCUGCCGCCGUUUAAUGAGCUUGCGCUGCGCCUCUACAAGGCUCUCUUCCCGACACCAUCGCCUCCCAAAUCGCCACCGCUAGACCUGAUUGAAGAUUACCCACCGAAGCAGCUCUUCCAGGCGGCGCUCGUCAACGCCGCGCGCCUCGAAGCCUACCUCUGGGGCGAUCCGCUGCACGGCAUGAUGCUCCCAGAGCACGCCAAGCUCGUAUACGCGUACCGCCCGCCGUCGUGCUUGGAAGCGCUCGUCGUCAAGGAGAUUGCUUUCCACCCGUGGACGGUCUUGGCGCCGGUGGUUCUCGCGCUUGCGCCGACCCGCGUCGCAUGGUGCGACGCGCUCUUGCGGGCCAAUGCCACGACUUGCGAGGCUGCACCGUUCGACGUCGACGCUGUGGAAUUGAUUGACGAAGAAGACAAAGUCGUCAAGGUUGUCGCCAGCGAUGCGGCCAACGUGCUUUGCGCCCUCGAUGCCAUGGACGCACUCGACUUGGCGACGCUGCAGCGUAUCUUGGCCAUGGCGCGCCGCACGGCGUCGAAAGCACUCUGGAUGUUUUUCAACGCAGUGCCGGCGGCGGCCCCGCGCUACCUCGACCUCGUCCUCUCGCGUGUGGUCGAUCCCGAUGCGGCGACGCUGCGGGACAUGGUUCUGAACAAAAAGAACUACACGAUCGAGACGCUCGCACGCUGGUCGCCGGCGUCGCUCGACCCGCUGCAUGGUUUGAUGUCGGGCCGCGACAACAACCCGGACCUGCACCGCGCCUUUCUGCACCGCCGGCAGCGAGCGGCGACGCCUUUCGACCGAGAGCUCGCGCUCACGACGCUCCGCGCCCUCGAGGCCGAGGACUACGUGGUGCAAAACGAGCCGGUGGCCGUGGACGUUGACCUUGAGCCUUGCCGCCGGCACUGCGCCCGCUGCUAUACAUUCAGACACUUCCUCUGCUCGCCGGAUGAGGUGACGUGGAACAGCUCACGGCCAGUGUGCGACCCCAUCAGCCGGUUUGCCACGAACCACGCUCAUGUGAUCGACAUGAUCUACAUGUACGAGCUGACCGUCGUGACGAAGCGGCUGCCCCAGCGCGAGCGCCGCGACCAAGGUGCCAUCAUGAUGGAUUGGCUCCAGCGACGCCUCGCCCAAGACAACGACGCGCACCAGUGCGCCAACACCGUCGAUGGCAACAACACCGUCGAUGACGCCGAUGACGAGCCCGCGCCUAAGCGCGUCAAGGCGCAGUAG